CCUAUAUCUGGCUUGUACGUGAUGAUAUUUAUGAAGACCAGGCUCAGGCCCCCCCCUGGCUUUAAAAUCAAAGGAGACCAGGCGAUUCGUCUGCUACUGCGACUUGUUUCUUGACUCGUUCUCAGCAUCAAAAAUGUCAGACAGUUUCUCACCAAAAAUGCGCAAGGGCAGGUCCGUAUCGCUUCAUCUCCCAAAGCAGUGCGAUCCCACGCCAGUACCCCCAUCCCUAACAAACUCACCGCACCUCUCGUCGCCCUACAGCGUAUUUCGUCGGCAACCAGCUUUUCUGAAGACCCCCUCCCAGGAGGAUGACGAGUGGUUGCGAGACAUGGUGCCCAUGAACAGCGAGCAAGGCGCUUUUGAAGAAAACCUUCUGAGCGCGUCGCAACCAGUCACGCCAGUCGUAGCAGUAGCAGUCCAGAAACAAUGGGAGACAUCACAGGAGGAGUCGUUCCGGGGUCGUGCUACGUUAUCUCCGAGACCUAACAUGCAUCGUUCAUGGUCGUCUCCUUCAGCAUCAUCAACAUCAUCUGUCGUCGCUGUGUCACCUUAUGACUUGGACAGGACCAGCAGCGGUUAGUAUAGGUCCAGCGUCAGCGCGGACUUUACGGCAUAAUAUUCAUGACGAUGUUCUCUUUAUCUUUUUGGGUCUUAGGUUACAUCGGGUUUCAGGUUUCUUUGGGUCUUGAGUUACAUCGGGUUUAACCUAUCUUUUAUCGCGUCCAUCAAUCGCGCUGUAGUGCCUAUUAUUAUUUCACGCUUGGUUGACUUUUACUUUAUUUUAUACACUCUUACUAUA
Suillus discolor is the source of this 799-nucleotide messenger RNA. RefSeq lists its product as uncharacterized. The record is from RefSeq and is a predicted model, not a curated record. Lineage: Eukaryota; Fungi; Basidiomycota; Agaricomycetes; Boletales; Suillaceae. The transcript has a single exon. Bases 134 to 580 code for a protein of 148 amino acids.